This is a messenger RNA of Vitrella brassicaformis, 1284 nucleotides long. Lineage: Eukaryota; Vitrellaceae. The record is from the annotation of a GenBank genome assembly.
AAUUUACACCAUUUGUCGUUCACCUGACAACUGCUGCCCUGCCCAUUCUCUCCUCGUUGACGCCAUUGAGUACAGUGUCAAUGGGCGCCACCAUGGCGUUGUCAUCCAGACUGGCCGCCUCCCUGAACCCACCUCUCUCAUAGUACUGCCUUAGCCUUCCUGACCCGUCAUCGUCACAGAUCAGCACCACGUAGUUGUAGCCCUGCCUUGCCAGGUCCCUCGCCGCCUCCUGCAGCAGCCGCCACCCAAGCCCCUGCCCGCGGUGCCCCUCGUCGAUCUUCAUCCACAUAAACGGAGCCAUCCUCACUUGUGGUGGCUGCCUGGGGCCGUCGCUACACGAUCCGUCAAUGUCGCUGAUGAGUCGGUCGAGGGCUGGUGAUGACCGCCCCUCUCUCUGCCAGCCGGACGAGCCGACAGAUUUGCCCUUGUAGAUGAGGCGGCACUCGUAUGUGGUCUUGACGCGGCCCUCGAGCAGCAUCUUCUUCAGGAAUCGCGGCUUGAGGAAGUUGUCGGGCCACUUAUAAGUGGGCCGGGUCUCAAAUGAGUAUGCCGCCUCGUCGAUGGGCAUCUUGAUGACGUGUUCGCUCGUGAGGCCAUCGAACAGUGAUGACGCCCUUGACUUGACCAUCGCCCACGGGAGCGACUGGAUGAUCUUGCUUUGGUCAACCUCUCGUCCAGUGAGCCUCUCAGCCAGCAAAACAGCAUAGGUCAGGCAGUUGGCCUGAUAGAGGCUGAAGGGCGCCGCCUCGUCUUGGCCCCAGAUGGUGGCAUCUAGGUCCCCUGAUGCCGUCACAUCCAGCACAUUCCCCUCUGCCAGCAGGACGGCAUCUCGUGGCAUGCGCCUCAGCGUCACACGCCGUACCCGUCCCUGCACUGUCUGGCCUGUCAGCAGACGUGCCACAGUGGUCAGCUGCGUGGCAUUCUCGGGCAAGAAGUCGUAAUGGCGGAUGAGUGGCCGGCCUGUUGACCCCUCCGUCUUCACUAUGAUGCCCUGAUGCACCCGAAGCCACCAUGGGCCACCUGUCACUCACACAAGCACAAUCAUCCACAGCGAGUGCAGAUCUGUGGCAUGCACUCUUGUUGCCGUUUCUCAUCUCACCUGCCAGAGGGUAUGCCUUGAGCCAUAUUGACGUCUGAGCGCCACCGCGGACGAACGCUUCCACGCAUCGAGGAGGAGCCGGCAGCCGCAUCAAUGACCAAAGCAGGACUUGAAGACAGAUCCAGCUCAGGCAUAGCUUGUGCUGCUCUCUCAUCAUCAGGAGUCACCGAAACGACCAUCCCCUC